AUGCCGCCCAGGGGCAUGUCCGCGGAGGACAAACGCAAGACGGUGCUGCACCUGUUCCACGAGUCCGCCAAGCCGUGGCUGCUGAAGGACGUGGAGAAGGCGGCGGCGAAGAGGGGGGUCGUGUUCCAGGCGGUGAAGGACGUGGUGCAGUCGCUCAUCGACGACUCGCUGGUGCACGUGGACAAGAUCGGCACGAGCAACUGGUACUGGUCGUUCCCGGGUGAGGCGAGCGCCAAGCUGCGGCACGAGGUGGGGUCCAUGGACGCGCAAAUCGCCGCGCUCGAGGCAGAGUGCGCACAGCUGGACGAGAGGCUGGAGAAGGCGGCGGCGGAGUUCCCGCAGACGGAGGAGAGGCAGAUGGCGGAGGUGAUGCUGCAGUCGGCGACGGAGGAGAACGACAGGCUCAAGAAGGAGCUCGAGUCGUUCGCGAGUGGUGACGCGGCGGUGCUGGAGACGAUACGGGGCGGUAAGGAGAACUGCCACGAGGCUGUCAACAGGUGGACCGACAACACGUUCCUGCUCAAGUCCUGGGUCGAGAAGAAGUGCGGGGACAGGGAGCAGGCUGCGAAAUUCUUCAAGGAACACGGCGUCAACUUCAACAACUUCGACUACCUGGAAUGA
Micromonas commoda is the source of this 621-nucleotide messenger RNA. It is a transcript of the gene MND1, whose product is annotated as Mnd1 meiotic DNA recombination/cross-over promotion. NCBI's taxonomy places the organism in Eukaryota, Viridiplantae, Chlorophyta, Mamiellophyceae, Mamiellales, Mamiellaceae. Gene Ontology annotation, molecular function: double-stranded DNA binding. Gene Ontology annotation, biological process: reciprocal meiotic recombination. The record is from RefSeq and is a predicted model, not a curated record. The transcript is spliced from 2 exons. Bases 1 to 621 code for a protein of 206 amino acids.